Molecule: messenger RNA, 705 nt
Organism: Chaetura pelagica (chimney swift)
Lineage: Eukaryota; Metazoa; Chordata; Aves; Apodiformes; Apodidae
Gene: CTSH
Product: cathepsin H
Exons: 8
Biological process (GO): immune response
Cellular component (GO): lysosome
Molecular function (GO): cysteine-type endopeptidase activity
Source: RefSeq, a predicted model, not a curated record
UGCUCGGCCCCAGAGGGUAACUUCCUGCGCAGCUCCGGGCUGAGCCCUGACUCCAUCGACUGGAGGAAGAAGGGAAACUUUGUCACACCCGUGAAGAACCAGGGCCCUUGUGGGAGCUGCUGGACCUUCUCCACCACAGGAUGUUUGGAGUCUGCUAUUGCUAUUGCCACAGGAAAGCUUCUCUCUCUGGCGGAGCAGCAGCUGGUUGACUGCGCCCAGGCGUUCAACAACCACGGCUGCAGUGGGGGGCUGCCAAGCCAGGCCUUUGAGUACAUCCUGUACAACAAGGGGCUGAUGGGGGAGGACAGCUACCCGUACCGGGCCCAGAAUGGGACCUGCAAGUUCCAGCCGGAGAAGGCGGUUGCGUUUGUCAAGGAUGUGAUCAAUAUCACCCAGUACGACGAGGAUGGCAUGGUGGAGGCUGUGGGGAAGCACAACCCAGUGAGCUUUGCCUUUGAGGUGACCCCUAACUUCAUGCACUACAGGAAAGGAGUCUACUCAAACCCCCGCUGUGAGCACACCCCUGACAAGGUGAACCACGCUGUCCUGGCCGUGGGCUACGGGGAAGAAGGUGGAAUUCCCUACUGGAUCGUGAAGAACUCAUGGGGCCGGCUCUGGGGCAUGGACGGGUACUUCCUAAUCGAACGUGGCAAGAACAUGUGUGGUCUUGCUGCCUGUGCGUCCUACCCGGUGCCUCAGGUGUGA